CUCCCAUUUUGAGAUUAAUAAAACUUAUUUUAGCAAAUCUUCUGAAGUUAUUGUUGACUUUGCCAAGCACUAUGAACGACUGGGGACAUUACCGCAAGAGGACAAAAACAUAUUCUGGAAAGCGUAUAUCGAUGCACUUAAAUCGAAUAUCAAUCUAAACAGUAUUGUAUUAAAACAUAUUUCACAUACGUCGGAUAACGAUCAUGGGCAUAUAUUCACUAUGCUUGUACUUGCAAUUCAAAAUAUAGGCAGUAUUAAAUUCUUGGAUAUUAAUAUGAAAGGCUACCCCCUUGACAGCUUCCAAGACUUCCGAAAUCUUACGCAUCUAUGUUUAAAUGUGAAAAUGGACGCUCUGAAAUUGGCUGAAUACUGCAAGACAAACCCUAACUUGAUCAGUUUAAAAUUUAUGAAUAGCGAAAUAUGCGGAAAGUUGAGUGACAUUCUGCCAUAUUGUAAUAAUUUGCAAACACUUGCAUUUAUGGUCAAGAGUGACUUUGACAAUUCUGAAUACAUAUCGUUAGCUCAAUUGCCAAAAUUAUGUGAUUUACAUAUUGAAGGGGAACACAAACCUGGUUCUCUAAACACACUAAUCAAAGCAUUGGCAAGAAAAGAACCAAAAACUCUUUCCAAACUUGUGAUAGGUGAAGCGUCUAUUGAUUGUGCUGAGAUUGCAGAAGUCUUAAAAAUACAUUCCUUAGAGGAAUGCCAAUUCAGUGGAAUCGCAGGCAAUCACUCAAUAAUUUUUGCCCCAAACUCUGCACAAUUGACGUUGUGCUUUAAAACCGAUAUUGAUAUUAUCGACUUGGCUGAUCUCGUAAGUUUGGUCGAUUUCACUUCCUUACUUAUUGUUGGAACUCCCAGGAGCGGCACUUUAAAGACACUAUUUAAGACAAUUUGUUCACAAACAUCGCCGAAGUUAAAAGAGUUGAAAUUUACGACAUUUGAAAGUUUUAACAAAGAUGUGGAUGUUAAGAAAUCUAAUCAGUACCAUGAUACUGCAUUUUCAAACUCAUUCAACAAAUUUGCUUUCCUAAAUAAUGAAGAGGUAAUUGAGAUUAUAAAAAUUAAAUCACUAAGAGUUGCAGAGUUGCAAAUCGGAGAUGCGCAAACUAUUGAAGAUCCAUCACAAUUAUCAAAAAUUGAGGAAUUAUACAUAAGAAAGAGCGAAGGAGGAUCUCUGAAAAAUCUUUUCAAAGCAUUUGCAAUGCAAGAUUCUUCAAAGCUUACAAUAUUGACCAUCAGCGGAUUCCCUCUUGAUUCCGAAGAGAUUUUGGAAAUUGCACAAAUUAAAUCACUAACUCAAUUGGAAUGUGGAUUUUCGGAUUUGAAAAGCAUUAAUCUCUUGACACAACUGAGACAACUAGAAUUGCUUUGUAUAAGCUCUGAACAUCCGCUUACGGACAUUUCUGAAGCAGUUUUAAUGCUUUAUGUUGCUUUUAAUGGAGAUAUCAGUAUAUGUUCUGCCGAAAGCCGCGUAAAUAUGAAUAAACAUUUAAGAGCGCUAUUCUUAACAAUGUCGAACAAUAUAAAUUCUUCAGUAUUCGUACCACUGUCAAAUUUGCCCAAUUUGUCGAAUCUUAUCAUAUACGGAAGUCAUGGGAUCAACUCACUGAUGCCACUGCUUGAAGCAUUUGCCUCUAAACAAUCUACGGUUCUUCAAGAACUAUCUAUUGAAAUGGAUGCCAUAAGUUAUGAAGAAGCUUCGCAAAUUGCUAGAAUAAAAACCUUAAGGCAUUUAGACUGUGGAUUCUCUGAUCCCAAAAGCAUUAAGCUCUUGCGAUAUUUGCCCAAGCUUGAAUCAUUAAUAAUAAAUUCGAUGCAUGAUCUGCAUGAAAUUGGAGCCGGUGUUUUAAACGUUCUAACGGAAUGUGCAAAUGAAGUAACAGUUAUUCGAUUUGGAAGACAGAUCACUUUCAAUAAGAGCCUUGGAAAACUCAUCAUUUCGAACAUUUCUUACGACAAUGAAGUCUUCGACGCUGAGGAAUAUGCUUUGCUUGCUGAACUAUCAGACUUGAAUACUUUGCACAUAAUAGGAGAACACAAGAGUGGGUCGUUCAAAUAUCUAUUCAAGGCACUUGCUGCUAAGAAACAUUCAACUCUCCAGGAAUUAAUCGUAGAAGCCAAAAGCAAUCAUAAAAAAACCUCAAUUGAUUUGGAAGAAACUGCAGAAGUAGUCAAAAUAUCGACCCUCAAUAAACUUAAGUGUGGCUUUUCAGAUGGAGAAUGCAUUGAUUUCUUAGCGCAACUAAGAGACCUUCAAGAGCUUGUCAUUACAACAAAUCCAGAUGGUGCUCUAGUACACCUACUCCAUAAGCAGGCUUCACGAAAAUCGUCGAAACUUCAAUGCCUGUCUCUAGAAAACAAAACACUGUCACCUGAAGAAACUGUCCAGGUUGCAAGUGUUAAUUCAUUGAGAAAGCUCGCCUUUGGAUUUCUCGACGGGCGGAAUGUAGAAUUAAUAGUCGGAUUGAAUAAAUUGGAAGAACUGACUAUUGCACUAUAUGAAGGUACCUCAAUAUCACUUCUUUUUCAGACAUUGGCUUCCUCAACAACACUGCAAUACUUGAAUAUAGAAAAUGUUCCCAUAUCAUACGAGGAGACAAUGGCUGUUAUUGAAAUUAAAACCUUAAAGCGCUUGAAUUGCGAAUUCACAAACAUAAAUAGCAUAGAACUUUUAGACCAAUUGCCUGAACUACAUCAACUCGCCAUUACAUUCCAGCAUAAUGAUAAUGAGAUCAUUGAAACUAUAGCGCAAUUAAAAAAAUUAACGGAUCUUGAAAUUACAUCACCAAAAAUCGGGUGCUUGGCACAGCUGUUUAAAAAGUUAUCAUUGAGAUUGGAACCGACUCUGCAAAGCGUGGUAAUCAAAAAUAACGACAGCAACUUAAAAGAGAUGGAACAAAUUGUAAAAUUGAACUCACUUCGAAGACUACAGUGUGGCAUAUUCGAAGAAGAAAACUUGUCAUAUUUAAUACAUUUAAGGAAUCUAGAAGUGCUGGAAAUAACAUCCUAUCAUAACUUGGAAGAUAUUUCCAACUACCUGUUAAUGAUUUUACAAGAGUGUUACAAACUAAAAACUAUAGGUUUCCAUUAUUGCACUCGAUAUGUCAGUAUUAAGCUCUUCAGUGAUAUUAUGAGGAUCCUUAAAGAAGUAAGAAACGCCAAUAAGCAACCUCCAUUACUGUUACGAAUCCCAUACUUUGGAGGUUUGACUCCGGAGCAAAUGACUAUAGCUGAUGACAAAUAUUUGAUUAUAUCUAGAUUUACUGAAGACUCACAGUCUUGCUAGUUUACAAGGCAGAAAUAGUGUUUAAAUUAAGUGAAAAUGUUAGAGUUAAGCAUUUUCUUGAGUUCUAUGCAUACCAAUAUAUUUUCACUUAAUUUUUUUAUAUUUUUUUUUAUUGACAUAAAUGCCUGGCUAAACCAAAUUACAUAAUAAGCCUUUGAACAUUUGCAAAGUUAUCAGGAGCAAAAACGGAACUGUCGCCAAGAACCUUUCUCCCUUCCACACAAAAUACCUCAAUCCCAACUAAGGAAACUCUCCAGUUUUUGGUGUUUUGUGCGAAAUGAAUUCAAUUAAACUAAUUCAACGGAUAAAAAGAGCCGAAAAACAAUUGGAGCAGGCAAAAGCAAAAGCCAAAGCCAACAUUUUUGUUAAGGAAAGGGGAAAAAGGGAGACGACCAAACUAAUUUGUGCACCUUUGGAAUCGUUGGUAAUAAAUUUAAGACUAAUUAGGUAAUGAAAGUACGUAACUGAUGGCGCUUCCAACGCUCUUAAGCUGUCUGUUCUUAAAAUUUAGCCGUCAUCGUUGUAAAUAAAUUUUUAUGCAGAUCAAAAGGAAUAAAUGUACUUGUAGCGUAUAUACCCUUUGCCAACAUCUGAAAUCUAACGAGCAUGUAAAUCACGCACCAGCACAUUGGCAAACAGCCACACACACACACACACACACAAACAUGCAUACACACAGGCAGAGAU
Messenger RNA from Drosophila grimshawi, 3976 nucleotides. RefSeq lists its product as uncharacterized. The transcript is spliced from 3 exons. The record is from RefSeq and is a predicted model, not a curated record. Bases 221 to 3289 code for a protein of 1022 amino acids. NCBI's taxonomy places the organism in Eukaryota, Metazoa, Arthropoda, Insecta, Diptera, Drosophilidae.